Molecule: messenger RNA, 369 nt
Organism: Puccinia triticina
Lineage: Eukaryota; Fungi; Basidiomycota; Pucciniomycetes; Pucciniales; Pucciniaceae
Exons: 2
Coding region: 1-369 (122 amino acids)
Source: RefSeq, a predicted model, not a curated record
AUGGCCCGGCACGGCAAUUGCGUCCUCCCGGGCACCACGGCGAUAGCUCGGAUUGCGAUGCAGACUGACCAUCAGGCGGCGGGAGCCGGCCCACAUCAGAAUCCCAAAUGCAGACUGACCAUCAGGCGGCGGGAGCCGGCCCACAUCAGAAUCCCAAAUCCUAUGGCGGGAGUCGGUCCGAUUCAGAAUAUGGCGUUCCGGAUCCUCGCCGCCGCUGCCCAUAAAGGGCGCCUGUCUUUCCCCCUCGGCCUGAUUCCUUCAUCCCCAUCUUCCACCACAUUGCACCGCAACAGCUGCCCCCAUCCCUCCAACCUCCUCCCCAAACAAGCCACCCCCCAAAAAACUGACCAAACCCCGCUAGACCGCUAA